AUGUCAGGGCGAAAAGUGCAGAAGGUUAUGGUCCAACCCAUCAACCUAAUCUUCCGGUACCUUCAAAAUCGAACGAGGAUUCAGAUUUGGCUCUAUGAGGAUGUGACUCAUCGCAUUGAGGGCUAUAUCGUUGGGAUUGGGAUGGUUGUGAACUUGGUGGCACUACUUUAUCUCUUCGUUAACGUUUACGCUAUUCUGAACACCGGCGUUCAGCUUCGGAUCGAGGAGCUUUUUGACACUACGGGACAUACUAACAAUUGGGCUGUCUUGGUGUGUACAUCCCGCUUCUGGUUUAAUUAUCGGCAUGUUUCAAACGUGCUAGCUCUCUAUCAUGCGGUUAAAAGAUUAGGUAUACCAGACAGUAACAUCAUAUUAAUGCUGGCGGAAGAUAUCCCGUGUAACCCGAGGAAUCCACGUCCUGUUGACCUACUUAGGAACUCAUUUACAGGCACUGUCUACGCUGCUCGUGCAGGUCACAAUUUGUAUGGAACGGAUGUAGAGGUGGAUUAUCGAGGCGAAGAAGUGACGGUGGAAAACUUUAUCCGCCUGCUAACAGGUCGUCAUCACCCUGCCACCCCUCGUUCAAAGCGCUUGCUCACUGAUCAUCAAAGUAAUGUAUUGAUUUACCUUACUGGCCAUGGUGGAGAUAGUUUCCUGAAAUUUCAAGACGCUGAAGAGUUGACUAAUGUUGAUCUGGCGUAUGCAAUUCAAACUAUGUAUGAAGAUAACAGAUACCAUGAAAUGUUCGUGAUUGCUGAUACAUGUCGUAGUGCGUCAAUGUAUGAAUGGAUAUCGAGUCCAGGAGUGCUGUCAUCUAGCAGCAGUUUGACGAACGAGGAGAGCUACUCGUAUGACGUCGAUGACGAUAUUGGAGUUUACGUUAUCGAUAGGUAUACACAUUUCACUGUUGCAUUCUUGAAUCGUGAAGUGAAAGCUCUAAAUUCAACGGCGACGAUGCAAGAUUACCUUGAGUCGUGCUCUCGUCGUCAGUGCCUCUCGACAGUUGGAGUACGUAAAGAUGUUUAUCCAAAGGAGCCUUCUCGCGUCCGUGUCACCGACUUCUUCGGUUCGUCUCGGAUAAUUCGACAUCUCACUGAAGAGAUCGUGAUUGACGAUGAAUGGCUAAAUUCCGGUUUUUGA
Molecule: messenger RNA, 1140 nt
Organism: Angiostrongylus costaricensis
Lineage: Eukaryota; Metazoa; Nematoda; Chromadorea; Rhabditida; Metastrongylidae
Source: the annotation of a GenBank genome assembly